AGGCGUGGGUACGCAUACAAACACACGCGUAUUAUAGUCCCUCUCACCAAGUCGAACUGACAUCUUGUUCAGCGCUCUCAGCCGGUGAAAGGAGGAUCUCGGGCCUCGAGCUAACGUAGGUGUGUGGGGCUAUUACCUCAGCUCUGAAUGAAGCAAGACUGCAGAUAGCCAUGUCGGAUCGAAGGCAAAGUUUUUUUUUCAAAGGCCCAAAGACCAAGGGUCAGCGGGCGAGUAGAGUCGUCCAGACUCCCAUCAACCCUCAGCUCCAUGCUAAGAUACAGGAGAUCGAGACUCUGACUGAGGCUCAAGUCAACGAUCGACUUCAGGCCAUGCUGGAGGACAUAAACAUCACCCAGGAGCAGGGGAGAGUUCAUAUCAUGGGACAGACGCUGAAGGAGAAGAAGGGACUGCUUCGGAACUGGAUACUUAGAGAUCACGGACCGGGGGGUGCCCAAUCGGGACCAAACACUCCAGCUGAAUUCGUUACAGAACUGAAGAAUUUCGAUUUCAUGACUACCGACUCAGCAACAGAGGGUCAACAUGGCGUCAUCGACAAACUCCGAGUCUCUCUCUCCACUAACGGUCUCAAUUGGGUGAAAAGGUUUGGAGAACACAACGGUCUAGACAUUCUCCUGGACACCAUGAGGUCGUGCAGUCAGGUCAGCUUUGCCGGGAAAGACGCCAUCCUUCGUCGGAUAAUGCAUCAGUGUGUCCGUUGCCUCAAGGCCUUCAUGAACAACAAGUACGGUCUGACUAAGAUGCUGCAGAGCGAGCAGGGUCUCAUCAUCCUCGUCAGCGGGAUGGACCCCUUCAACGAGAACAUGAUGACUGAUGUGCUGCGAGUCACGGCCGCUGUCUGCCUUGUAGCGGACGGCCACGAUCGGGUCCUGGAGGCGGUCACAGUCAACGGAGAGAUGUGCAACAUAAACCGUUUCGAACCGGUCCUAAUGGCUCUGAAGAAGACCAACAAUCCCAUGCUCCAGCUAGCCUGUCUCCAGUUCAUCAACGCCAUCAACUUGAGGGAGAUCCAGCUACAUGAUCUGACCACUCACCUGGACAUCUUUGAAGACCACAAGGAGCAGGACUUUGAGGAGAUGCUUCAUCGUCUCAACGACAUCCGCAUCGAGUUAAAAUAUCCUCUCAUGUCAUGUGACCAUCACAUGCACAAACCCUCGUGUCAUUUUUGCCUUAACCCCUUGUGCACUGAGCCCGAGGAAGUCUUCAAGAUGCUGCGAGGGUUAACGUCGGGCACGCCGGCCGGACAGCCAUUCUUGUCGAUCCUCCAGCACCUACUGCUGGUUAGGGACGACUUCUUUGCGCGGCCGCAAUACUUCAAGCUGGUGGACAAGUGUGUGUCUCAGAUUGUGCUGCACAAGGGAGGGCUGGACCCUGACUUCCACUACACCAGGAAGUUUACCAUCGACGUCGACGGAAUUGUCGAUUCAAUGAUAGACAAGGCCAGGGUCGAUGAGGCCGAAGGGCGAGUGUUUGAUCUUCAACACGCUCUGCACAAAGAGGAGGCGGCGAGGAACGAGGUGGAGGCGAAGCUCCACGCAGCCAACGAGACUCUCGAGGAGACAGAGAAGCAGAUUAGCACCGUCACUGCCCAGAAAGAUGCCGAGAUCUACCGCCUAUCUGAAGAGUUGAGAACCAGACCGGCAGGUGGUGGCGGCGGUAGUAGUCUGCCAGUGGCAGGUGCUCCACCCCCACCCCCACCGCCUGGUGGCGUGCCACCCCCUCCCCCUCCGCCCCCUGGUCCCGGUGGUGCGCCACCCCCACCCCCUCCGCCCCCAGGACCACCAGGGGCACCCCCACCACCCGGAGCUCCGCCCCCUCCGCCUGGGUUUCCAGGUCUUCCCGGAGCCCCACCCCUUCCCGGACAGGGGUUGUCGACGCUCAGGGCAAAGAAGAAAUACCAACUGGAAGUCCAGAUGAGGAGAAUGAACUGGACAAAGGUCCAGCCAGCUAUGCUGAAGGCAGAGUCAUUCUGGGCCAGGGCUAAUGAAGAGUCUUUUGCAUCGCAGGAUCUCUUUCAUGAAAUUGAGAAGACUUUUGCCACUGGCAGAGCUCGAGGCGGUUUAGAGGUGGAACAGAAACCUCGUUUCACGGCACCCAAGAUCAAGGAACUGAAAGUUUUGGACGGAAAAACAGCCCAAAACAUUUCUCUGUUGCUGGGAGCUCUGCGGAUGCCUCACGUGGAGGUCCGUAACCUCGUUCUCUCCGUGGACGACGAGAAACUAACUGAACAAGUCAUCCAACAACUCAACAAGUACUUGCCCGGCAAAGAUGAGAUGCUACAACUGAUGGGCUAUCGAGACAAGAUCCACGAUCUCAGUGACGCCGAGCAGUUUGGAGUGGUGAUGAGUGACAUAAAGAGACUGCCGGAGAGAUUGGAAUGUAUGGUAUUCAGAGUCCGUUUCCCGGAGGAGGUGGAAGAACUUCAACCUAUGGUGUCUGCAGUCAUUUCUGCCUGUCGAGAGAUUAAGACCAGCAAAAAAUUCGGAAGAGUUCUCGAGGUUGUGCUGCUGAUGGGUAACUACAUGAAUGCUGGCUCCAGAAACCAGCAGUCCUAUGGGUUUGACCUCAGCUACCUGUCCAAACUGAGCUCGACCAAGUCGGCAGACCAGAAAACAACGCUCCUCCAUUUCUUGGCCAACACGGUGGAGAACAGGUUUGCCGAUCUCAUCGACUUUCACAACGAUCUGAGGAACGUGGAAGAGGCAUCUCGAGCGUCGGAGGACGCCAUGAAGAGUGGAAUGAAGACAAUGGAGGAAGGGAUCAAGAAGGUCAAAGGUGAGGUCAAGCACCACGCCAAGCCUCAGGGAAAGGAAGACAAAUUCAUUGAGAAAAUGAAGGCAUUCCUGGCCACCGGGGAGCCGACCUGCAGCAAACUAAAGGAACAAGUGACACUGAUGGAGAAGAAAUACGAGGAAAUUGCCACCUACUUCACCUUUGACCCCAAGAAAAUCCCCAUGGAAGAGUUCUUCGGUGACCUCACCACAUUUAUAAAAGAAUUUGAGAGGGCGAGAAAAGAGAAUGCUAAGAUCAGGGAGCAGCUGGAGAAGCAGAAACAGGCCAGAGAGCGAGAGGAGAGAGCACGACAGGCCAAGUUGAAACAGCGACCGGUGGCCUCGGGGACCAAAGUCCUGGACCUGAGUAAGGGAGGUGAUGAUCAGGAGGGGCUGCUGGACAAUCUUCUGGAGACUCUGCAGAGUGGCAGCGCCUUCAACCCAAAGAAAAAGAGACCAGGACCCAGAGCCCAGAGGUUGCGAGGAGGUCCGAAGGAGGAGACGGCUAAACUGGAGACGCAGCUGGUGAACAAUGCCCAGAGACCCGUCUCCCAGACCCACUACAACUCCAGGACACGAGGCCGAGGAAAGUCACAGGCAGAAGAACUGUUGUCAAGGCUACAGGACAACUCCGCAAGCACUGCCCUCUGA
This is a messenger RNA of Geodia barretti, 3440 nucleotides long. The record is from the annotation of a GenBank genome assembly. Lineage: Eukaryota; Metazoa; Porifera; Demospongiae; Tetractinellida; Geodiidae.